Centruroides sculpturatus (bark scorpion) is the source of this 919-nucleotide messenger RNA. RefSeq lists its product as uncharacterized. The record is from RefSeq and is a predicted model, not a curated record. The coding region runs from base 215 to 745 and encodes 176 amino acids. NCBI's taxonomy places the organism in Eukaryota, Metazoa, Arthropoda, Arachnida, Scorpiones, Buthidae. The transcript has 2 exons.
UAUAACUGCAUUAUGUAUCUUAUUACAAAUUUCUAUACUACACGUGGAAAAAAGAUAAGAUUGCUAUUGUAUAUUUGAAUAUUAGUGGCGGAGUAGCGGAGUGGAAAUGCUGUAUCGUCAGCAUCCAAAAAGCCAGAUUUGCACAUACGCCUUACGGAGCACCAACCUCACCCGGUUUAGCCGGUGGGAAUGACUGUGGCCAUAGUAACGGUCAAUGACGUUUACCAUAGAAGAUUCCAGAAUUUUUACCAAAAGUCUGAUGGCGAUUGGCACUAUUGAAGAAUUUCUGGAGGAAUCUGGGGAAGCCAUUGGGGAUUUAAAGAGAUAUUUCCGUAAUAACCCAAAAGGGCGAUUGGGUACUGAGGAACAUAUUAGAUUUAUUACAGAUAAAUUUAUUACCUUAGUGAAGAGUGCCAAAGAGGUAAUUAGGAAAAAUUCCAUAUCAGAUUUCCUGCUUCAGAAAUUUGAUUUGUUGGCAACGAAAGAUGUCAAACAGCUGCUUAUUGUUCAAAGUGACAAAAAUUUAGAGGCUAUUCAGGAAGUAAAACAGACUAUUUGUGACUUGGAGAAACCUCCACUUUUAGGGGCAGAAGGUUCUCAAGGGACUACUGCUCUGACAUAUAGAAAUAUUUUACAAUGCGAUCUUAAUUCUUUGAAGAAUACACAGUCUGAAAAGAAGUCCUCGUUACCAAUGUAUACUGUUCUAGUUUACAAUGAUAAUAGAGAGCACAUCGGAAGAGACUAAGACACUGCUCACUAAUUCUUUUGAUCAAAGAUUGCAUAAGGUGCCUACCAAACAUAUUCGUAAGAUUAACAAGGGUGGAAUUGCUGUUGAUUUUCCUAUCAGAGAGGAGGCUGAAUACUUUCAGGAACAAUUAGACAAAAUAGAAAGAUUAAAGGGACGAAACGCAAGACGGCA